AUGUCUACUGCAGCUGAUACUAACAUUACGGAAGGAGAUAUUUCCAAUGAUGGUAAUUUACACAUGGCUCAAUCUCAACACUCCAGGAAAGCCUUCUGUUCAGUGCGCCAUAGCCUGGCCUUCACCUUGCAACUCUGCAAUUUUGCAAUUUUCACGCAACAAAUGAACAUGAGCAUUGCCAUGCCAGCUAUGGUGAGCGGCGUGGCUCUCACCAACCAUUCUAACACCUCCACGGAAAGGCCCCUGACUGGAGCCCAGGCCUAUGGGAAUGGAACUCUGGAGAAAGUUAUGGCUGUGGCCCCUGUGUAUGACUGGAGUCCUGAAAUCCAGGGAAUUAUCCUCAGCUCCCUCAACUAUGGCUCCUUCUUUGCUCCCAUCCCAACCGGCUAUCUUGUUGGAAUAUUUGGAGCCAAGCGCAUCGUUGGUGCUGGCCUGUUCACCUCUUCAGUCCUGUCCCUCUUUAUUCCGCUGGUGGCUGGUACCGGAGUGACGUGGCUCAUUCUCAUUCGGAUUGUCCAAGGCUUGGCACAGGUUGUGGUAUCAACAGGUCAAUUUUCGCUUUGGGUAAAAUGGGCCCCCCCAACAGAGAAAGCGCAACUCACCAGCAUUGCUACAUCAGGGAUAAUGCUGGGAUGCUUCGUCGUUUUUGCUGCAGGGGGUCACAUCUGCCAGACCGUGGGAUGGCCGUAUAUCUUCUAUAUCUUUGGUGGAAUUGGUUGUAUGUGUAGUGUUCUCUGGUGCUCUCUUGUUUAUGAUGACCCCAGGUAUCAUCCCUUUAUCAGCAAGCACGAGAAGGAGUACAUUAUGUGUGCACUGAAAAAACAGGAUUGUUCCAGUGGCUGGUCUCUUCCCAUUAGAGCUAUGAUUCAAUCGCUACCACUUUGGGCCAUUUUAAUUUCGUAUUUCUGUUCAUCCUGGCCUUUUAGUAUCUUGAUGGCGUACACACCAACCUACAUCAACUCUGUGCUUGAAGUUAAUCUCACACAUAGUGGAGUCCUAUCUGCCCUGCCUUUUGUAACCGGCUGUAUCUGCGUUAUCCUGGGAGGGUUCUUGGCAGACUUUCUCCUCUCCAGAACAAUUUUCAGCCUCGUUACUAUAAGGAAACUCUUAACGGCCAUAGGAGUUCUCACCUCAUCCCUGCUGAUGGUGUCCCUGUACUGGGUCAGAGCCAACACCAGCGUCUCCGUGGCCUUCUUGAUACUGUACCCUGCCUUCGGCAGCUUAAGUGACUCGGGAGUCUUUGUCAACAUCUUGGAUAUUGCACCUCGAUAUGCUGCCUUUCUCAAGGGCCUAUCAGAAAUCUUUGUACUCACCGCCGGAGCUCUCUCUCCCACCACUACCGGAUAUUUUAUCGGUCAGGAUUCAGAGUUGGGCUGGAGAAAUAUCUUCUUGCUUUCGGCUGCUAUUAACAUCUUUGGCUUAGCCUUGUAUCUCAACUUUGGUCAAGCAGACGUCCAGGAUUGGGCCAAAGAGCAGCCAAUCGCCUCCGCUGGAGAACGCCUCUUGAUGCAUUAG
Messenger RNA from Echinops telfairi (small Madagascar hedgehog), 1515 nucleotides. Its product is annotated as probable small intestine urate exporter. Bases 1 to 1515 code for a protein of 504 amino acids. The record is from RefSeq and is a predicted model, not a curated record. Gene Ontology annotation, biological process: monoatomic anion transport; transmembrane transport. Gene Ontology annotation, molecular function: transmembrane transporter activity. The transcript has 11 exons. NCBI's taxonomy places the organism in Eukaryota, Metazoa, Chordata, Mammalia, Afrosoricida, Tenrecidae.